AUGGCACCCGCCGACGCAGAUAGCCGCGCCGUCAAGAAGGCGAGAAAAAUGAAGGACCCAGUUCAAGCCCUAAACUGCUUGCCCCCGACCGAAAAGCAGCACCUAACCUCCGGCUCGACGAUCACGUUCGAAACAGCAUGGGCAACGGCGAUCUCUGACGCGGAUCAUGAGUGGAUUUUCGAUCUAUUCCGGCGAAACAUGCGGAAACUUUAUGAACAAUCGGAAUGGGGCUACGAUGAAGUCAGCAAAAAGCAAGAGCUGACAGCCACCACCGCCCGAUUCAUCAUCGCCAGAGAUCAAAAGGGACAACCCCUCGGAUAUGUGCACUAUCGCUUUGAUUUGGACCAAGGACGCCGGGUCGUCUAUUGCUACGAACUGCAAAUCGAGCCCACUUUCCAAGGGCUCGGCGCCGGGACCCACUUCAUCAAGGCGUUGGAAGAGGUGGCGCGCAAGACGGAUAUGCUCUACGUAAUGGCCACCGUUUUCAAGCACAACACGAAGAGCUUGGACUUUUUCCACAAGCACGGCUACGUGACGGAUGAGAUGUACCGACAGGAGGAGGACGAGGUCGACUACGUGAUCCUCAGCAAGCCGAUC
This is a messenger RNA of Mesorhabditis spiculigera, 597 nucleotides long. The record is from the annotation of a GenBank genome assembly. Lineage: Eukaryota; Metazoa; Nematoda; Chromadorea; Rhabditida; Rhabditidae.